AUGUCUUUGCAUGCCCAACCCUACGUUCAUCAUCAUCUUCAACAAAACAUGUACCAAAAAGGUGUGAAACAUUUGUGUGACAAUGGUGUCACACAAGUUCCAAACAAGUACAUUCUACCCGAACUCGAAAGACCACAAAGUUUAGUCGUUGAUGGCUGUAUCGAGUUGCCCGUUAUUGAUUUUGCUCAGCUUCAAGGUGCCGAAAGACCUCAAGUUCUUAAAGCACUCUCGAAAGCUUGUCAAGAGUUUGGGUUUUUCCAGUUGAUAAACCAUGGGAUUAAUAAUGAGACUAUUGGGAAGAUGUUAGAUGUGAGUAAAAGGUUUUUUGAGCUUCCUUUUGAGGAGAGACAACGGUAUAUGUCUUCAAAUUUGUAUGCACCGGUUCGAUAUGGUACCAGUUUCAACCAGAACAAUGAUGGUGUCUUUUGUUGGAGAGAUUUCUUGAAGCUAAGUUGUCAUCCCAUGCAAGAUUUUUCUUCUCUUUGGCCCUCUUCUCCUCUUGAUUUGAGGGACGCAGUUGGCGAGUACUCAACGAAAACUCGUAAUUUGUAUGAAAGUGUGAUGGAGGGUAUACUUGAAAGCCUUGGAGUGGCUAAUGAUGAUAUUGCCAAUAUUUCAGAAGAAGGAAACCAACUUAUGGUGAUUAAUUAUUACCCAGCCUGCCCACAGCCUCAACUCACACUUGGUCUCCCACCUCAUUCGGAUUAUGGCUUGCUCACCCUUCUUCUGCAGGAUCAAAUUGAAGGUCUUCAAAUCCAACACAAUGGCAAAUGGGCUACUGUUAAACCCAUCCCUAAUUCUUUUGUUGUCAAUAUCGGUGACCAAUUUGAGAUAUUUAGCAACGGAAGGUACAAGAGUGUGGUACAUAGGGUGGCAGUCAACUCCAUGAGUUCUCGACUCUCUGUGGCCUCAUUACACAGUUUAAAUGUAAGCCGUAACGUUAGGCCAUCAUCCAAACUCAUCGAUGAGCUGAAUCCUAGAUGUUAUAGAGAUACAAGCUUUGCCGAUUUUCUCAAUUAUCUUUCGUCUUCAGAUUUUAAGUGUAAGAGAUUCUUAGAGUCAAGAAAACUACAUCAAAUCACGAUUUAAAGAGAUUAUAUAUCCUCAUUUAACUUCUUGGUCAUAGAUAUAUCAUUUUGAGGAUUAAUGAGUUGUAAUUGUUGAUUUAUUACUUAUUAGAGAAUGUAUAGAAGAAAAGAAGGAUAAAGUAAUUACUAAAUAAUGGAUGGGUAAGAGAUCGAAGUCAAUGAUGGUGUUAGAAUCUUGGAUGUGCCAACAGAGUUGACUUUGUAGGCAAGCCAAACCGUUGACAUGUACCAUGUCAACCUAUAUUUUCCUGUUAACUAUUAGUAUUAGUAAAUCUGAAAAGGAAAUUUGUA
Erigeron canadensis is the source of this 1379-nucleotide messenger RNA. RefSeq names its product probable 2-oxoglutarate-dependent dioxygenase SLC1. The record is from RefSeq and is a predicted model, not a curated record. Lineage: Eukaryota; Viridiplantae; Streptophyta; Magnoliopsida; Asterales; Asteraceae. The transcript has 4 exons. The coding region runs from base 1 to 1089 and encodes 362 amino acids.